GUCACAGAGCGUGUGGGUGUGGGAGGCGCCACGAGUGCACCAGAGGAGUCCACGUUUGUACACAUGUCAGUCCAUGGGCGGAUUACUGAGAUCGCGCGCGACGCCGGCCUCUUAUCAACAAUUCUCCCAAAUAAAAUUCCCCCACUUUCUCUCUCCUCUUUCUCUGCUGCUGGUGCUGCGAGUAAGCUUCAACGCCAUGUCCACUGUCGCCACAGCUGCUGCUCUCUCUCUUCCCAUCUCUCUGUGCCGGCCCUCCAAGAUCAACACCAAGAAGAUGGAUUGCUGUCGGGAUUUGCAGGGUGGUAGGGGGGGAUUGCGGGUGGUUGCUAUAUUUGAAGGGGAGGAAGGGUUGGUGGAGAAGAAAAAUGCUUGGAGUACACUCUUUGAAGUCGAGCAUCCGAGGCCUAGAGUUCCUCAGUGUAAAGGGAGAUUCUUGGAUGCUAAUCAGGCUCUAGAGGUGGCUAGGUUUGACAUUCAGUACUGUGACUGGAGGGCUCGGCAAGAUGUUCUUACCAUCAUGCACCUUCAUGACAAGGUGGUGGAAGUUCUCAAUCCUUUGGCUCGGGAUUAUAAGUCCAUUGGUACCAUGAAGAAAGAGCUUGCCGAGUUGCAGGAACAAUUAGCACAAGCUCACAAACAGGUUCACAUAUCUGAAGCAAGGGUUUCCACUGCGCUGGAUAAAUUAGCUUAUAUGGAAGCAUUGGUAAAUGAUAGAAUAAUACAAGAAAGGAACACAACAGAAUCUGAAAGAAGCUCCUCUUCUCCUAGCACUUCUUCUUCAGCAUCUCCUGAUAGAGUAAAAAACAGGAUGCCGCCCAAAAGCCUUAAUGUGUCAGGCCCUGUCCAGCCUUACCAUCCCUUUUUAAAGAAUUUCUGGUAUCCAGUGGCUUUCUCCAAUGAUCUGAAGGAUGAUACCAUGGUUCCUAUAGAUUGCUUUGAGGAGCCAUGGGUUAUGUUUCGUGGCAAAGAUGGAAAGCCUGGUUGUGUUCAGAAUACAUGUGCUCAUAGAGCAUGCCCACUUCAUCUUGGUUCAGUUAAUGAGGGUCGAAUCCAAUGCCCUUACCAUGGUUGGGAAUACACGACUGAUGGAAAAUGUGUAAAAAUGCCAUCAACCCGACUACUAAAUGUGAAGCUGAGAUCAUUACCAUGCCUUGAGCAUGAGGGGUUUAUCUGGAUUUGGCCUGGCAAUGAUCCUCCGGCAGAAACGCUUCCUUCUCUCACACCUCCUCCAGGAUUUGUUAUCCAUGCAGAGAUUGUCAUGGAGUUGCCAGUGGAACACGGGCUACUUCUGGAUAACCUUCUGGAUCUUGCUCAUGCUCCUUUCACACACACAUCCACGUUUGCCAAGGGGUGGAGUGUACCCAGCUUGGUUAAAUUCUUGACACCUGCAUCUGGCCUUCAAGGAUAUUGGGAUCCUUAUCCAAUAGACAUGGAAUUCCGGCCACCUUGCAUGGUUCUCUCCACAAUUGGGAUUUCAAAGCCUGGACAACUGGAGGGGCAGAAUACCCAGCAGUGUGCCACUCACCUUCACCAGCUUCAUGUUUGCUUGCCUUCAUCUAGACAGAAGACGAGAUUAUUAUACAGAAUGUCACUUGACUUUGCUCCUCUGCUAAAGCAUAUACCCUUCAUGAACCUUCUGUGGAGAUACUUUGCAGAGAAGGUUUUGAAUGAGGACCUACGGCUGGUAAUUGGUCAACAAGACCGUAUGAUCAAUGGAGCAAAUGUCUGGAACUGGCCCGUUGCAUAUGAUAAGUUAGGAGUAAGAUACAGGUUAUGGAGAAAUGCAGUGGAAAGCGGAAGUAAGAAGCUGCCCUUCAGCCAUUCCAAGUAGAAUUGAUUGACAAACAGGUUUAAUUUUAUAUGAUCCCACAGAAGAAAACCAUCAGAACCAACUAGAUGUUGCAAAAGCAGAGUAUUCAUUCCUCCCUCUUUGUUUUAUCAAGUUUCGUCAUCCUCUCUAAUUUUCCCAGAAGAAUCCCAGUGACCGACCGGAAACUGUUGAUGAAUCAGAGGCAUGGAAGAGAUGAUUUCUUCACCAGUCCAAUGUAAAAUAGUGAAACUGUACUCUUAUCUGUAUUGUUUUUGUGUACAGUUGAUACCCAUUUUUCCCUUUCAUUUACCCUUUGCCCAACUCAAUAAACUAAAGAAUUCAUUGUAUGAUUACUGCAGAAAUUAUUUCCACCAAUUGAAAUUAGUUUCGAUCUCUCA
Molecule: messenger RNA, 2208 nt
Organism: Nelumbo nucifera (sacred lotus)
Lineage: Eukaryota; Viridiplantae; Streptophyta; Magnoliopsida; Proteales; Nelumbonaceae
Gene: CH1
Product: Pheophorbide a oxygenase family protein with Rieske 2Fe-2S domain-containing protein
Cellular component (GO): cytoplasm
Molecular function (GO): 2 iron, 2 sulfur cluster binding; iron ion binding; chlorophyllide a oxygenase activity
Source: RefSeq, a predicted model, not a curated record